This is a messenger RNA of Spirometra erinaceieuropaei, 374 nucleotides long. The record is from the annotation of a GenBank genome assembly. NCBI's taxonomy places the organism in Eukaryota, Metazoa, Platyhelminthes, Cestoda, Diphyllobothriidea, Diphyllobothriidae.
AUGCGUCAAAAGCGUGCCCUUAUAAGCGGAGCUCUCAAAGCAAUAGGAUUCAACGAAAAACAAUCGAUCCUAGACAAUAUUGGCGCCCACGAGCUCCCAUCGUGGGUAUAUUUUCCAGAUGUCGAGAGGGCGGAGUGGCUAAAUAAGGUUGAACUGAAUUUCCUGGAGCUCAUUUCCAAUAUCAGGUUAUCCAUAGAAUGUGGCCUUUUAUUUCCGACUACGUGAACGACAUUCUCCUAAAGACUGUACAGCCAGCCGUUGAUGGUUGUUUGCCGUCAUCUCUUCGACCUUUUACUUUCCAACGAACCGACCUCGGUGACACGGUAAUAUCGAAUUUGCCUUACUCUGUUAGCCCCCGAGAAUUGGUGGUGUAA